ACUGGCGUACAAGGAGCGAGAUUUGGAUAGGCUGCAACCGCUGAUUGGCAGUAAAGGGGUUCACGCCCCAUCUCCUGCUCAAAGCAAGGCCAAUCAAAGCGAGGACUGGGGGCGGAAAUGCUCGAAUCUUAGAGCCGAGUUAAGUGAGUGGCAGGAGAUAGAUGACUCAGGUGGCUUCUGAGCUGGUGGUGUUUUGUGGGAGCUUCUUUGCUGCUGCUGCUGCUGCUGCUGCUUGUGCCGUGCUGAGGUUCUGGUAGACAGAACCAUGAACCAUUUCCUGAAUGUACUACGAAGCUGGCUGUUUAUGGUGUCCAUCCUAACCAUGGCGAGUGCACUGCAGAGCUUCCGAGACCACACCUUUCUCUAUGAAAAGCUCUACACUAGCGAACCAGACCUUGUGAAUGGCCUCCAUGCUCGGAUCUUUGGGAUCUGGCUACUGCUCUCAUCAGUGGUUCGCUGCCUCUGUGCCAUCGACAUCCACAACAAGAAGCUCUACCACAUCACACUUUGGACCUUCUUCCUCGCCAUGGGGCAUUUCCUCUCUGAGUUGUUUGUAUAUGGGACUGUGGCUCCCACAGCUGGAAUCCUGGCACUCAUGGUUGUGGCAGGUUCCUCAAUCCUGGGGAUGCUGGCUGGGCUUCAGUACCUAGACACAGAACCAGUAUCCAGACAGAAGAAGAAAAACUGAGGCUGGCAUCACCACCUUGGAGACUUCACUGCCUUCUACCUUUGCUUUCCUGUCCCUUCAUCCUCCCUGCUCUUUUAUCUCUUUUCUCUUCCAUUAUUAGUCCCUUUAUCCACUCCAGCCUAUUAAGGUUUUUUUACAUUUUUAAAAAUUUUAAGAUAUAAUAUACUUAAGUGUUUAACUUGUAUGCACAAUUUAAAGAGUAAUUUUAAAGUGAACACCCAGAUCAAGAAAUUGCCAGCACCUCCUUUUUCACUGCAGCCUCCUCCGGGCUCCCUUUUCUAGCCUUCUGUAUUUUCCUUUUAGUUUCAUGCCUUGAUUUGACUUGGACGGUGGGAAGAUGUGAACUGGGAAACUUACAGCUGCUGCCCCACCCAGAACAGCUGCAACCAAGGGCUGCUUCAAGGGGCUGCCCACCCAGUUGGGCUCCUCUCUGCUGCUGGACCCAAGACUGAAUCAUUUGAGGGAUGGGCAGUUCUUCUAAGAAGGGCUCCCCUGCCAGUAAGCAGGGCCAGGGCUCUCCUUACAUCUUCAGGUGAAUCGGGGUCGGAAGUCCGGGCUGUUUUUAAACCUGGUCAGCUGUAUCUGUGUGGGAAAAAAUAUAAUAAUUAGAAAAAA
This is a messenger RNA of Choloepus didactylus (southern two-toed sloth), 1303 nucleotides long. RefSeq names its product ergosterol biosynthesis 28 homolog (gene ERG28). NCBI's taxonomy places the organism in Eukaryota, Metazoa, Chordata, Mammalia, Pilosa, Megalonychidae. Bases 266 to 688 code for a protein of 140 amino acids. The transcript has 5 exons. The record is from RefSeq and is a predicted model, not a curated record. Gene Ontology annotation, cellular component: endoplasmic reticulum; membrane. Gene Ontology annotation, molecular function: protein-macromolecule adaptor activity.